CUAGGUGUCUGGUUCAGGGAUAGCUCGCUCACCCGCGCCCCCAUGACUGAGUCUCCCUCAGGUGGGUAAGGCGAGGAGGCCGCUGCCACUCUCAUGGACAGUGAGGCCAUUCCUGCUUGGAAAUGCCUAUCUCCAGCUGGCUGGGACCUGCCCCCGCUGCCCAAGGCCAGAGGUGCCUGUGAGGAAGACAGCCCAUCCGUGUCCUCCACACCAGGCCACCAGAGAAUGGGGAUGUCAGGGCUCCCAGCUCCUUGUAUCGUUAUAUGCUGAGCCAUAAACAGCUCUCCAGGCCCCAAAUUAAAAGGUCUUUUAUUGGGAGAACAGACCCAAACAAAUGCCGGCCUCCAACUGAAAUGCACAGACAAAGCAGUGCCCAGGGCUGCGGUCCACAUAGUCGGGAAUGUGAGCCAAGCCCAUUGAUGUAAGCACGUGAAGAAGGAGGAAAGGUCCCCAACCAGAUCAGCAUAUCCAGUCUCCAGGUCCAAGGUCCUGGACCCCCAGGAAGAAGGGCAGACACCCCACCUCCCAGUCAAGAACUCCAGCAAAAGGCUGAUGCCAGAGAGAAGGAAAUCUUAGACAUGCCAGGGACUGUGUCCCCUAUCUGGGCCUGUCCCUCAUCUGGGACCCAACAUGAGCUGGCAUCUGGUCUUUUUGUCUGUUCCCUGCCAAGGCGACCUGGUUCUUAGCUCCAUGCCCAGUGACCUGAUGAUGGCAGGUAUCACCAAAGCCCAGAGGGAUGUCCCAUCCCCACGGACUCAGUGUCAAAUGGCAGCCGUGCCACAGUCUUGUGAAGCCGAUUGUGUCUGUACAUUUGUGUGUCUGCAUCACGGAGCCCAGACGGUCCCGUGUCCCACUCGGCGGCCACGGGAGCCACCCAGCAGCAGAAAGAGUGUGGGACAUGAGACUCGUUACAGCCCAGAGUGAACUGAGGCUCAGACCAAGGGACCCCCAAGAAGGACAGAACAUAAGAAGAUAAAAGCUAUGGGAGUGACUGUCACCCCACCCCAUCACAUUGGCCACAGCAGGUCACAAGCCAAGCCUGUCUCCAGGAUGGUAAAGGAAGCUGCCACUGUCAUUGAGAGCAGGGCAGCGGGAUAAGAAAGGGGCAGGUGGCACAGGCUCAUUCUUAGGUGUUCUAACGCUGCCCCCCUGAUCUAGACUACUACGCCGCUGUCAGGGAAGGUGAACUGUUAACAGACAGCCGGGCAAAAACAAAGGACACUAAUCCACUACCUCAUAGGGCAGACACUGCUAUCUACCUCUGGGUCAGGAAACUGAAACAAGGAGGCUGGAGAGACGCUGCAGAGGCUAAGAGCGCAUGCUUCUCUUCCUGAGGAUGCAAGUUCGUUUCCCAGCAUGCACAACCACUCAUAACUGGUCUUUGCGGGCACACGCACUCAAGUCUGCUUACCUACACAAGAUACAUAAUUAAUUAUAUAAAGGAAAGCAAAUCUUUUUUUUGAAAUAUCUUUUUUUAUUUUUUUUAAUCUUUUUUUUAAAGAUUUAUUUAUUAUUAUACAGUGUUCUGCCUGCACGCCAGAAGAGGGCGCCAGAUCUCAUUACAGAUGGUUGGGAGCCACCAUGUGGUUGCUGGGAAUUGAACUCAGGACCUCUGGAAGAAUAGCCAGUGCUCUUAACCGCUGAGUCAUCUCUCCAGCCCAGGAAAACAAAUCUUAAGAAAAACAGAAGAAAUGAAUUCUAAAUACUAAGGACAGAAGAAUUAAUGAAACAAAACAGAACAAAAACCUCCUCAGAAGUUUGGGCUGCGGGUCAGCUGUAGAACGCUCGCUCACCUGGUGUGUACAGAGAGAGCCCUGGGACAUUGCCAGCAUAGGAAAAGGGGGAAAGACGUGGGCCUGGAGAGACAGCUUAGAGGUUAAGAGCACUGUCUGUUCUUGUAGAGGACCAGGGUUCAGUUCCCAGCACCCACAUCAGGCAGCUCACAACACCUGUAACUCUAGUUCCAGGGGAUCUGUUUCCCUCUUCUGGAUUCCACAGGCACCUGCACUUACGCGCGCGUGCACGCGCGCGCGUACACACACACACACACAGAGAGAGAGAGAGAGAGAGAGAGAGAGAUGCACAUGCACAUGCAUAUGUACAAUUUUUUUAAUUAAAAUAAUUAACAGUCUCUGUAACCCCUCACCUCCACGAGUCUCCAUUCUUACAACUUGGCGUGCUCUUUGUCCCGAGCCUCAGCUUGCUUCACUAAUCAAAACCUCAUGACGCCAACGUUGUCGGGAUCCAUUCCACCCAUUGAUCUGGGCCCUCUUCAGCUGCCGUGGGAUUGGUUCCUAAGGACAAUCCCGGGAGCUCUGUGACUUCACACGAGGGAUGCCCUUACCAGAGAAGGGCUCAGAAGGAUCCCUGAGUCUCCACCCGCCUCAGACCUGGAGAGAGCAAGAAACAGAGCAGAGAGGAUACAGAGACCUUGGCUCCAGAUGCUUGAUUUAGCCUCACCUUGGGGCUGGCCGCCUCGGAUCACUCUACAAUCCUGAGGGCCAUGCAUCCUGCUGUUCCCUCUACAUCCUGCUGUUCCUUCUACCUGGAUUUCUGUUCAAGUGCCACCUCCUCCGAGAGGCCCUCCCUGAUUGACGGGCACAACCGCCUCUGAUUAUUCCCGCUGGUGGUACCUUUUUUGAGCCCCGGCCCGUUCUGCCUGGCCAUGGGGGACACGCGGGAGCAGAGCCGCGACGGCUUGCUGGACAGCCCCGACUCGGGACUGCCCCCUAGUCCCAGUCCUAGCCCGCCCUUCUAUGCCCUGUCGCCGGGCACCCUGGACGCCCGUGCCACCACCGAGCCCCCAGGACCCAGUGAGGCACCAGCGGCCACUUCCCUCUUCCAAAGUCCCCCGGCCCUGGAGAUGAGGCCCCGUCUGCUGCCUGUGUUCUUUGGGGAGAGCAUCAAGGUGGACCCAGAACCUCCACAUGAAAUCCGCUGCAACUCGGAGGUCACCUACGCCUCGGAGAGGUACUUCCGCGACAAGAUCUUCUACGUUCCGGUGCCCACGGUCACAGCCUACAGUGAGACCAUCGUGGCGGCCCCCAACUGCACGUGGCGCAGCUACCGCAGCCAGCUGACCCUGGAGCCCCGGCCGCGCGCCCUGCGCUUCGGGAGCACCGCCAUCAUCUUCCCCAAGCUGGCCCGCAGCUCCUUCCGCACCACGCUGCACUGCAGCCUGGGCCAGCCCCGCCGCUGGUUCUCCUCCAGCCUGCAGCUGCAACGGUGCGGAGACCCCGCGCCCAGUUCCCACAGCCCCGGCGUACUCUGAGGAGCCCCGGCUGGGUGGCAGAGGGAGCGGAGUCUGGGAGAGGUCCCCGGGAGAUGGACAGGGGCUCGGCCUAGAACCUGGGCCCCAGGAGGAGACACAGAGCCCCGUGGCCGGGCCAAAUGAGCAUGCGGCUGCUCCUGGCAGCCUGUCCCCACCACAGGCUGGGCCUGAGCUCCAGCCUAGAGGAUUCGGUGAAUGCAUCUUUCAUUAUCUUGUAUAGCUGCCAGGCUGUAUGGGCAGGGCCAAUAAGAGCAGGGCCAAGCAUGUCCUGGUGUGCCCUUGAGGCAGAGACAGCCCUGUGUAGAGGACCCAGCCUCAGUCGUGGCCUGGCUCCUAACCUUGUUCUCAGAGAGGGUCGUUUCCAAAACAGGCCCUUCAAACAUGCUGGUCCCAGCUGAGAACCCCAAGUGCGGAGGGCUGAACUAGCUUCCCUUGGGCUGAGCUGGCAAAGACUGUCCAGGGCAUAGCCCUCCAGGGCAGUCCCAAGGGUCCCCAUAAGACGCAUUCCUGACUAGCUUUCUGGCAGGUGGCCAGGGAGGCAUCAAAGCUAAUGAUAGGACAUUGUCAGCACCUGCCUUUGGCCGACUCUGGACUCGAGGUUCCGAUCCCGGCUACAGACUCAAGAGAAAGCGUGGCAGCUUCUCUUGGCCUCGUGUUCUUACCCAGGAUCGACCCUACUGAUAUCACAGUUUCUGAGCACCCAGGUUCACCCUUGCAUCUGUGAUGCGGUGAAGGAGAGCCACAGGUUUGGCUCUUGCCCAAAACCUGAUGCUGCCCCAUGGCGCCCAGGCUAAAAUGACUCCCCCCACAAGUCCACUUAGAGGUAGAGAUGUCCUUCUGGCCUCAAGUCUCCAGUAGCUGGAAACCUGCCUGCUGCCCCUGUGGUGGCCAGCGGAGGGAAGGGACACCCUUCGUGGGGCAAACAGAACCCAAAUGACUGGUAGAUUCCCAUCUGUCUAUACAACUUAUCAGGGGUGCCUCCUGGGUAUUAAGAAAUUGGUGACUUAUCUUAAUAAAACGUACACAGCCAGGAUGCCUUCUAUUUCUGAGGUGCCCCUGGGACAGGGUAGGGGAACCCCACUUUUCCUCCCACUUAUUACUCUGAGGGACCCUGACUCCCCUGCUUCUGAGGGACCGAGAGGAACUAGCUAGGGUCACCAUGGGUGCCAGCCUCUGCCUCUUGCCCCCAGAGCCUCGUGUGUGCUAGGCAAGGGCCCGACCACCAAUUCACAGUCACAAGCCACAACUGGCUUUCCACACUAACGGCUCUUACCUGUUGGAGAGUAUAGGGUCCCUAGGCUGCCAGCUUACAAUGUGGGGAGCUUGGGGAAGCCCCACACCCCAAGCAUUCCCUCCUCAGUGGUUUACCUAUCCUGGGGUCACCCAGGGGACCUGGAGAGAAGAAGAAUGGGGUGCCAGGUCUGGGUAGAUCCUGUCCCAGCCCUUGGGGCUCUCCACCCAAAGGUCAUGUUCCAAGUGGCCCCGCCCUAGGGUGCUUUGUUAAGGGGUCUUUCACUUGGCCUCCCAGUAUCAGGGAGGGAAGACCCUAUAAUGGCCCUAGGGUGGCACCUGCCUGCAGGGUGCUAAGAUUGACAAUCGGAAAAUGCCCAGUACCUGUAAGCACCUUUUUGUUUUGAGAUAGGGUUUCACUCUGUAGCCCUGGCUGUCCUUGAGUUCAGAGAUCCGCCUGCCUGUCUCCCAAGUGCUGGGAUCAAAGGUGUGUGCCCACCACGCCCAGUUUGCAGGUAACUUCCUUACGCUGCAAAAUGGGGGGAGGCAUCUGUAGCACCCACGCCUGGAGUCAACUUGAUGAAUCCCAUUCUCACCAGCCAGACUUGUUCUCUGGCCUUGCCCCCCCUCCACUCCCCUGCCCCCGCUUCCUCCCUAGGCAGGAAUAGAGAGCUUUGGUCCCCUGUGGUCACAGUGCCCCUACAAGGAGUGGAGAAAAAGUGCCCGGGGAAGGUAUGGGCUGGGGACUCUAGACGUUCUGAUGGAGUUGACACCUCGGUCCCCACAGCUCCCUGGAGAACCAGUACCAAUUGAGUGAGGCACCUUGGUCGGCCACUUUGGCUUCAUUUGGCAUGGCCUCAGAUCCUGGGACCCGCCGCCAAGGAUGAGGGGGCGUGUGUCCGUCGUCCCACACAAGCCACGUGUGGCUUUCUCCCCUCACCCUGGCACCCCAAACACCCCGUACCUUUGUCUUGUCCACAGCCGAGAAAGAGCAUUGCCACUGAGUGGGGCAGGGCUUCCGUUCCCACCACACCCGUUCUGUAGAUAGGCAGCCCGGUGGAGAGACGCCCCUAGGCGUCUAGUGGCUGCUGAGGGGCCUUUCGCCACACCGCUUGCCCUUGAGUCUGCCUGACCUACCUUGAAGUGCCUAGAGAAGGAUGUGCCCCCAGUUGGGACUUCUGUCUAAAGGUUCUUCCUGGGAGUCAAGGAUGAGGGAAGUCACGGGAGCCUCCAUUUUAAAGAUGGAGUAAGGACAGGCUGCUCACAGACCGGAGACAAAGAGGGCGCACAGAAGCCAUAAGCUCUGCCUCCAUGCCUCUGGCACGGUCUGGGCGGGCCUCAGAAACAGACAAGGGAGAGACGGGGCUGGGCUCAGACCAGCUCGAGUCUGGUAGCAAGCAGUCAGGGGACACCACACCAGUGAGCUGGUGCGGUAGAGCAACCUGUCUGCCCAGGUAGAGCUGGCUAGGUCCAGGGGGGAGGCCCCAUAGCGCCACCUGGCUGCUGGCUUUCGUACUGCAGUCUGGACACAGGUUGAGGCCCCCGGGCUCAGCUCAGACCUGUGUGGUGGCUCCCAGGCUUCUGCUCACAAGUUCACAGGAAGGACUUUGGGAGCCCCUGGGGGAUGCAAAGGCCUCUCCCCACUCCAGCCCAGACACCCCAGGUGGCUGGCACUGGGGUCAGCAAUACCUACCUCCCCUGCGCUUUCCUGGCCAGAGCCCUGCGCAGGGGAGGGGUGGCUGCUUUGGAUCCCCCUGGCUGCUCUCUGCUAUGGAAUCUCUUUCCUUCAGGCACACCCACUCACCUGCCAGCAGAGUCAAGGUGGGUUUCAUUCUUGGGACCAUCUGUCACAGCAUCCUUGGCUGCCUGGGUUCGGAGCUGAGGAUCGGGGCGAGGCUGACUUCCUAGUCUAAGGCAGACACCUUGGCGGGAGUGUGGUGCAAGGCAGGGUUGAGCUCGUGGCUCUCCCGGAUGUGGAAACUGAGUGGGUGACCUCUGGCGACCAUGCUCCAGCCAGUACCAUCCCCAGGCUGUGGCACCCAAACUCGCCAGCUGCAGGGGGAGGCCGAGUGAGCUCAGCCCAAGUCAGUGUUGGGAAGUUGAAUGCAAAGGCGGCCUCCUCUCUUGAGUUAGUUAGGCAGUGGGCACCAGAGGCCCAACAUCCCACCCCUGUGCUCAGGAACUCCUCCAUUCCUCCAGCACCCAGUGGCCAAAAGAUGUCUCUCUCAUGCCCUUGCCAACCAACCCUCAAACCAGCUCUAGAGACAGGUGGUGCAGGACAGGCUAGGGGACAGCAGCCCUGGGUGGCCCAGCAGGGCUCCUCUGUGCAGAGUAUGUGCCGGUGGGUAUGGAGGGCGCCAGGCCGCAGGUUCAAGGCUGAGGCAGAGCCCGUAAGCCGUCUCAACUCUGCUGUGGGAGGGAACUCUUAUGGUUGGUUUUAAUGUCACUUUGUCACAAAUUGGAAGAGUAGAGAAGCCUGGCGUGAAGACUUUGACGUGGGAAGGCCCACCCUGAUGGUGGGCGGCACCUUUAGGCAGCAGCCAGAUACAAAGCUUUGUCAGGAGGAAGAUCCUCUCGCCCUCUGCUCCCCAGGUUGCUUUGCUCAGUGGCUCUGCCCUGCUGACUCCCAGGAAAAUGAGGGGCUUUAAGCCUUCAUCGCACAAUAGGGACAGCAGCGCUCUAGCACUUCCGGGCUCCCAGACGCCAGACCGCAACUACAGAUGAAUGUUGCCUUGUGGACUUGGUAACUAAGGGUCAGCACCCCUUACCCCAAGUGAGAGGCCAACUGUUCUGAGACAAUUCCAAAUGUUGAGGCUAAAAGACCAAAAGCUAAACUACUUAGUUCUUAACAUUGUGGGUGGGCUUGCCUGUUGCUACCUUUUUUUUUUUGUUUGGUUUUUUUGAGACAGGGUUUCUCUGUGUAGUUUUGGAGCCUGUCCUGGAUCUCGCUCUGUAGACCAGGCUGGCCUCGAACUCACAAAGAUCCGCCUAGCUCUGCCUCCCGAGUGCUGGGAUUAAAGGCGUGUACUACCACCGCCCAGCCUGUUGUUACUAUUUUAAUGCUAACUUAAGGGGCUGGAGAGAUAUCUCAGUGGUGGAGAGCACUGGCUGCUCUUCCAGAGGACCUGGGUUCCGUUGCCAGCACCCACAUUGAUGGCUCACAACCACGUGUAACUCUAGUCUGAUCUCCACAGCUACCAGGCAUGCAUGUGGCACACAGAUGUAUAUACAGAUCAAACAUCAAUGCAUAUAAAAAAAUAAUAAAAAUACUUUUUAAGAGCUUAUUCUUAAUAAAUCCUGAUACAUAUUCCUCUAGAGGUUCUCAACCUGUGGGUUGUGACCCCUUUGGGGGUUGAACAAUGCUUUGACAGGGUUGCAUAUCAGAUUAUCCUGCAUAUCAGAUAUUUACAUUAUGAUCCAUAACAGUAGCAAAAAAACAGUAUCAACGAAAAUCAUUUUAUGGUUGAGGUCACGACCACAUGAGAAACUGUAUUCAAGGGUCGCAGCAUCAGGAAGGUUGAGAACCCCUGCUCUACAGGACCUUGACUGAAACAGAUACCAAGGAGGAAGCAUCGUUCUAUACCUUUGUAUACCUUAGGGAGGUGGGUUUGGCCAUUUUGGUCAAGCCCAAAAAUACUCACUACUGACAUAAAGAGCAGGAUCAGGUAAAAUAGUCCACAGCAAGAAACAAGGGUCACCCACAGGUGUGACAGACACUCUCCCCACAGGUGUGACUGACACACCUCCUCCCUGCAGGUGUAACUGCCGGACAUUUACACUCAGAAGCAGGAACACCAAGAGGCCUCGCCACAGGCAAGGACCCUGACAUCUACUACAACAGUAAUCUUCACCAUGCAGAUGGCGCACACUGUCGCGAGGAGUGAGCAACACCAGCAUCCAUACUACGCUCCCAUUACAGGUGUGAAUGCCUGACACCACAGGUGUGAACACCCCAUACCUCAUCAUAGGCUCAACUACUCAACUCCCCUCCACGUGGUGCAAACACCCCGUAUCUUCACCACAGGUGUGAACGCUCCACGCCCUUACUCCAGGCACAAACGCCCCACAGAGUCACCAUGGUGUGAAUACCCUGCAGCUUCCCCACAGGUAGGAGCACCCCUGUACAAUGACCACCGGCUCCCCAUAGGUGUGAACACCAUCUCUAUGAUACAAGUACCUGGUGGCUUCCCCACAGCCGCGAACACUGGAUGCCCUCUGGUGGCACUCUACUUGGGGGUCAC
Messenger RNA from Peromyscus californicus insignis, 8742 nucleotides. It is a transcript of the gene Rflna, whose product is annotated as refilin A. Gene Ontology annotation, molecular function: filamin binding. The record is from RefSeq and is a predicted model, not a curated record. Gene Ontology annotation, biological process: negative regulation of chondrocyte development; actin filament bundle organization; skeletal system morphogenesis. Lineage: Eukaryota; Metazoa; Chordata; Mammalia; Rodentia; Cricetidae. Bases 2666 to 3271 code for a protein of 201 amino acids. The transcript is spliced from 5 exons. Gene Ontology annotation, cellular component: actin filament bundle.